This is a messenger RNA of Pelodiscus sinensis (Chinese soft-shelled turtle), 5143 nucleotides long. It is a transcript of the gene HOXA11, whose product is annotated as homeobox A11. Gene Ontology annotation, molecular function: DNA-binding transcription factor activity, RNA polymerase II-specific; RNA polymerase II cis-regulatory region sequence-specific DNA binding. Gene Ontology annotation, biological process: regulation of transcription by RNA polymerase II; anatomical structure development. Gene Ontology annotation, cellular component: nucleus. Lineage: Eukaryota; Metazoa; Chordata; Testudines; Trionychidae. The record is from RefSeq and is a predicted model, not a curated record.
CCCGGAGUCCUUCUGGUGCUUAAAGACAUUUUUUUUACAGUCCCCAAACGACAAUGGAGUCUUCAGGUAGCACUUUGAUGACAUGCAUAUCUCUUACUUCCAUCCACUUUCUGGCAAAUAUGUCAAGCUUGAAGAUUAAUUAAUAAUUUCAAGUUCAGCUCACAAACACAGAGGGAGCAUAAAAAAGUUCUUGCAGCAUACCAAAAUAAAGAGUUCAUUAAAGGGAUGUGUCCAGAGCAUUUGAUUUGUGAUUCUUAACCCUUGUAAAAUAAAAAAGGCAUAUAAACAUUAAUGCUAAUAAAUUAGUUUACUCCACUACAAAGUAAUUACUUGAUAAUGUUGAUAUUUACAGCUUGGAUUCAAAUGCAAUAGUUCACUAUAAUUUAGGGAAAAUACAUAAUGAGAAUAUUUUGUCAGUGCACAACAUGAUUAGAUUUGUUAUUGAGUCAGUUACGAUAAGCGAAGCAAUAAAUAAACAAAUCGAUGUUGACAUUUAAAUACCGAAGAUCUCCAAAAUUUACAAUAGAACUUUUCCCUGCUAUAUAAAUAUUUCCACUGCGUUGGGGACGUGGAAACAUUCAAAAUGUUAUUCCCUUAACAUUUUUAGUUUUCCUUCCACUUUUCACUGAGCGCCACAGGAACAGAGAUAGUGAAAAAAUCUCAAAUUUCUUACUGACGGACACCAACUUCACAACAGUCACAGUAAUUCUGUCUUGAUUGUUUUGAUGAAAUUGAGCCAAAAUCUAAAUAUUUCUUUUCUGAUAUCGAGCAGCUGAAUAGAGAAAAGGUGUUGUUUUUUUCCCCCUCCAGCUUAAGGUUGCUUAUGCCUCGAAAGGUGCUGGCUUAUUUCUCUGUUUUCUUUGGCAAUGAUCAUCAGAUGGGAUGUGCAUUUUCGUUGGCACAGAAAUACUUUUUUAUUCUCUGCCCUACAAUCCGCUUUCCGCAUCAUCCCUUUCAUGCAACACUAGUAAAAGCUUCACUGGGCUUUUAAAUAGGUCUAGUAACCUCCAGCGACUGUCUGAAGCAAAAAAGAAAAGCAUCUGGGCGCUGAGAGCUUGUUUCUAGGGAUUAAUCGGAUCUACCGUAAUGUUAACUGGGCUUCUGGCAAUUAAACAUAGAAUAUUUGUGAAACCGGGUUAGCCCAGCAUCCAUUGGUUUCCUAGGUAGUUAGCAGCACUGGUUAGGCAAAGAGAUCAGCAAACGCUUUUUACGCAGUGGUCCGGAAUUUAAAGGAAUGUCUAACAUUGCAAAUAAAGCAACUUCUUGGCGAACAGGCAAAAAGGGAACCUGAAUGACGCGAAGAAAAUAUUGUAAAUACCUCUAGCAAAACUUGGAGGAAACCGGACAGGGUAUUUGAGGUUAAUAUGUAAAAAAGGGAAGGAAGACACGAAGCGCUUCGGAAGUGAACAUGAAUGCGAGCAUGUAAUCUAUUCACCAUGAAAAUCAGUACAGACUUGACCCUGGCACAUUCUUCUCAGCAAAGCCCUACAGGGCGACUAUCUUCUGCACACGCACACACACACACACACACACACACAAAUACCGACCGAUUGCUUUGGGGGCACUCUGGCUAGAAACCAGAUUGCAGGGGGGGGAAAAAAUCCUCCGACUUCUUUUUUGAUUUUGGCUGAAAAAAUACACACAGAAAGGGUCUCAGCUAACAUGUGGGAAUUGUUAAUUCUUUCUACUCCAACAACGACUUGGUGCAAUUGGUCAAACUGAUAAGUGGGGAAAAGUGGCAUGCGUCUUUUUGUCCUCGCUGGGUACACAAGGCAAACAUGAGUUAUAUUUUAGAUUACGUGCUUUUGGUGAGAAUACCAACGUGACGAUCUGUUGCUUCCCUUGAGAUGGCUACAAAGAAAAAAGGGCCCAUACUUGCAGCUUGUCAAUUUCAACAUUUGGUCACAUGACCAGCACCUCCCUGCUAAGGAUGGGGAUAGAUUUCCACGUCAGCUUACGUCUCCAAAUUUCUUACUUCACGGAUCUGCUUCAAAGAGGCAGCUGCAUUAGAGAAUCAUGUUAAGCUCAGCUAAUGCGGAGAACCCGAGGUAGCCUAAUGAUGGAUUUUGAUGAGCGUGUUCCUUGUUCCUCUAACAUGUAUUUGCCAAGUUGUACUUACUACGUCUCCGGUCCUGAUUUCUCCAGCCUCCCUUCCUUUCUGCCCCAGACCCCGUCUUCUCGCCCUAUGACAUACUCCUACUCUUCCAACCUACCCCAGGUCCAACCUGUGAGAGAAGUUACCUUCAGGGAGUAUGCCAUUGACCCCUCCAGUAAAUGGCACCCCAGGAACAAUCUACCCCACUGCUACUCAGCAGAGGAGAUCAUGCACAGAGACUGCCUGCCUGCCACCAACACUGCUAGCAUGGGCGAGAUGUUCGGCAAAAACACAGCCAACGUCUACCACCCCAGCGCCAACGUCUCGUCCAAUUUCUAUAGCGCGGUGGGGAGGAACGGGGUCCUCCCCCAGGCUUUCGACCAGUUUUUCGAGACGGCGUACGGCCCCACGGAAAACCUCUCCUCGGCGGACUAUGCGGCAGACAAGAACGGCGAGAAAAUGCCUCCAGCCGCUGCUGCAGCUGCUACAACUUCAAGUUCGGACGGAGGCUGCCGCGGAGACGCGGCCGCGGCGGCGGAGGAGAAGGAGAGGCGGAGGAGGACCGAGAGCAGCAGCAGCCCGGAGUCAUCUUCCGGCAACAAUGAGGAGAAAUCCAGCAGCUCCAGUGGACAACGUACUCGUAAAAAGAGAUGCCCGUACACCAAAUAUCAGAUCCGAGAAUUAGAAAGGGAAUUCUUCUUCAGUGUCUAUAUAAACAAAGAGAAACGCCUCCAGCUCUCGCGAAUGCUCAAUCUGACCGACCGUCAAGUAAAAAUAUGGUUUCAAAACAGGAGAAUGAAAGAAAAAAAAAUUAACAGGGACCGAUUACAAUAUUACUCCGCUAAUCCACUACUUUAAAACUCCUCGUGGUUUUUUUUCUUCAAAAUGAGAUUAAAUUCAGAUUUCGCCCUUGACAAGGUCAAGCCACAGGGUUACAUUUAAAAAGGAGGUGUGUAACUGACGGGACUGUGCGAACUAUGAUUUUACAUACAUGUAAAUCAACCCUGGACUUUUAAUUUUUUUUUUACUUUUUUGAUAUUUACAUAUCAACUGGAAUGGAUUUGAUAUUGACACACAUGGCACCCAGCGCCAGCAGGCCAGCCACAAUCUUUGCUCUGAGUGCGAAAUUCAUACCUCUUACCUUUAUAGACACUUCCGUUCAUUCUGAUAUGGUUUCAAUAAUGAAAAGUGGGGACUAAACUGUUGCCUAUUGGCUGUGUAACUAUUGUUUUCCUUGUUCCCUUGUUUUACUGUGGAAUGUGUGUGUAAAGAUGACAUGUCGCGUUUACGUUCUGAGGACCACUGCAAAAUAAAACUUCCCAAAAUAAUAUUUUUUCUUCGGGUUGAGAAUGUCUAUGCUAGAGCAGUGCUCCGUUACUAAUUGAUUUAAAUAAAAAUAAAUACAUAUUCCUUUAGAAGGCCAGUGGAGAAAAUUAUAGUACAGACGAAGAUGGAUAUAACCGUGUUUUAUUGAGUGCGGGGAGGGGGAUGAUAUGAAAGACUUGAUUAUUUACUUUAAAAAUAUGUCAGGCAUAAAUUUGCCAUAUAUCGUCAAGAAACAAUCACUGAAAAUAAAAUGUUUCGCAAUUGUCAUAUUAGCUCUCGAUUAUACCUUGCCAUCCUUUUAAGACAAAUCAUGAUGCUCGUAUUUAAAUUUAAAAAAUGACAAAAUGAAUCCUAGAUUUUAAAAAGAAAGAAAAAAGAAAACUAACCUUCUGGUUCACAAACUUUCUUCAGGAAAUACCUGUGGAGAACGAGAGUUUGGUAAAUACCACACAACACUUAAAUGUAACUUGGAUUUGUACAAUGCACUAACGUCGAAUCACCAAAAUAAUGUAAUCUUCUGUGUCUUUAGAAGGUUGCUUGUAAGGAAUUUAUUCAGAAGCCGAACAAUGUAAAUAAGGACAUUUUGUUUUCAUAUGUUGUUGUCUAUUUUAAAUGUCAUGAGCUCUACUUCGUCUCUCAGGCGACAUAUACAAACAAUGGAUUGUUGUUUGGAGUUAUUUUAAACAUAUACAUAUAUAUAAUAAAUAAAUAUAUAUAUUGUCCCGCAGGAACCAAAGCGAGAAAAAUGCAAUUUAAAAAUAUUUAAAAUUCUAUAUCAGUUUACAAAGGAUACGAUAGUCUAUCGUUAAGAUAAUUUGCUGUUGAGAGUACCUGAAUGUAUAUUUCAUACAGGAACAGUGUUUUACAAGACUUGUAAAUAAAAAACCAUGUAUUAAAAAUGUUUUAAUACAUUUUUACAUAUUUUUUUCUUUGGGGUGAGAGGGUGCUUUUUUCUCUACAUGUGCAACAAAUCGGUGACAAUUAUUUUUGAACAAUCAGCUUACCAAAUGGAUGUGAUUUCUUUUUACACAGUUCACAAAAUGCAGAAUCUUUGUAUUACAUCACUGUUUUCAAUAGCUAUCAUCUAUAUGUAUAUACAGAUUUCUUUUAAUAUGCAAAAGUAUUUGGUUGCAUGUAUACAAUGGAACAGCGCACAAGGAAAUAAAAAAAUGGAAAAUUUAUAUUUUUAUUCUGGUGUUACAUUACUCUGUAUUGUUUUAUUUCAUCUACAUUUUACAAUCAAAGUCCACCGUGCAAGUUGCACGCCUAUGUUUUCUAAUCCUUCACUAGCAGCCAAAGUUGCCGUUGGUGAAUAAACAUGCAGGCUGACAUUCAUUUAAAUGUAACGGAUUAAAAAACGGGAAAAUAACACUUUUAGUAAUUUACUGUAAACGCCACGCCUUUGUUCUCAGCUGUAAAAGACACACAAGAAGACAACUUGCUUUGUUUUACGAAUUACAAGUACAUUGUUUAUUUCAGACCACACAUGUCUGGGACAAAGCAUUUUGAAUUUAGUUUUGGUAUUAGUAAUGUUGGGAGGUAUUUUAUCAGCAUAAAAAGUGAAGCGAAGCUUUCAACUAAAGCGAAGUUUAAAAUGAAUGGGCAAAGGGGUGUGAGCCCUAAGAACAUUGUUUUCUUGAGAAACCAGUCUCCCUUCGAGAGUGGUGAAACUAGGGUGUCUGAAAUUGUCCUUGAGUUGGAAGAGGGGGGAACGUAAAAGUU